AUUUAGCCAAUAACAAGUGGCCAAGUGAAACAAACGAAGUACGAGUUUGACGUGUCGCAGGUUUGUGUUUUGUUUCAUUUGUUUAUUAUCACCACACGUAAUCAUAGAUGCGAAAACCAUCGCACAGUUAAGUUAGAAAUGUGUUCAAGUUACAUUCUAGGCUCACUACUACUUCUGUUUAGUUAUACGCGGCCAACAAACGGCUGCAAAGGCUGCGUUUCAUUGGACGAGUACAAUUUUGAUAAGAUUGUUUCGAGAUUUGAUGCGGUUUUGGUGAAAUUCGACGUGGCUUAUCCCUACGGUGAGAAACACGAUGUUUUCACCAAACUUGCCGAAGAACUCGCCCAAAACGACAAACUCAUACUCGCCGAAGUCGGCGUCAAGGACUACGGCGACAAGGAAAACGAACAAUUGGCCCUUAAGUUCGGGGUCGGAAAGGACGAUUUGCCCGCAGUUAGGCUCUUCGUCAAGGGCAAGGCGCCGGUGGAAUUCGCCAAAAGUGCCGAAUGGACUGUGGAUAACUUGAGGAACGUUGUGAAGGACAACACCGAUAUCUACCUUGGACUUCCCGGCUGUCUGGAAAAGUUUGAUAAACUGGCAAUGGAAUUUGUCAAUACGGGGUACAAGCAGAAAAAACUGGAAGAAGCCCAAGCAAAAGCCGCCGAAUUGACCGACAAGGAGAAGGAAACAGCGGCCGUUUACCUUAAAUAUAUGUCGAAAAUUGUCGAAACUGGGUCGGAGUUCGUCACCCAGGAGCUGGGGCGUUUGAAGAGAAUCCUGAAGGAGGGCAAAGUGAACGAGCAGAAGAAAGCCGAACUGAGCACCCGUCUGAACAUUUUGCGCUCAUUUUCCCUACCCAGAAACGAAUUGUAACUAAAAUAAACGCCUUUCCUUA
Tribolium castaneum (red flour beetle) is the source of this 895-nucleotide messenger RNA. RefSeq names its product windbeutel (gene wbl). Gene Ontology annotation, biological process: protein secretion. Bases 139 to 873 code for a protein of 244 amino acids. The transcript has a single exon. The record is from RefSeq and is a predicted model, not a curated record. Gene Ontology annotation, cellular component: endoplasmic reticulum lumen; endoplasmic reticulum. NCBI's taxonomy places the organism in Eukaryota, Metazoa, Arthropoda, Insecta, Coleoptera, Tenebrionidae.